AUGGACAAGUCUUUGUUUGGUCUGAUCGAACCUCUGAAAGGACGAAGGAUUAUCUUUGAACUGGUAAACGAAGCGUCCGUCGACGGAAUUUUGUUAGCAACUUCGAAGAAAGGAUUCAAAUUAGGGAAUACUCGAAUUUACACAAGUCAAAAAGAAGACGAGGCGCCCGUCUCUUGUUGGGACUGUUUCGUUAUUAAAUCGCGGGUACGAUUUAUUCACUUUCCUCGGAAUAUCUCUUUGUACAAAAUUCAGAAAGAGUUGAUGGAAUGUCCUGGUAAGCUCACUGGAUUGAAUCUAAUUUGUUUUUUUAGUUUAA
This is a messenger RNA of Bursaphelenchus xylophilus (pine wood nematode), 316 nucleotides long. The record is from the annotation of a GenBank genome assembly. NCBI's taxonomy places the organism in Eukaryota, Metazoa, Nematoda, Chromadorea, Rhabditida, Aphelenchoididae.